UUGCUGACGUUGCCCUCGAGCGCUGGUUAAUUUCAAACAAUUGGAGAAGCCUGAGAUUGCUGCAACUUCUUAUCAUUGAGAACACCACAUUUAAAUGGAGAAGGAAGGUUUAACCCAGAAUGCUUUCGGAUUGGUGUCUUAAUUAUUUGUUUUAAUAAAUAUACUCGGAGUGCGGGUAACCAUCACAUCUGUAGAUCAGGAACUUGAGCUCUAACUGCGGUGUGCUGUGAAUGCCCAACUAGCUUCCCGUGGACGGACGGAGUUGACAGCCAUGUCAGGUUUGGCGGUACAGGGCGGCGGCCUGCAGGGCUUAGGGGACGGCGACAUCUUGGACCCGCAGUUCCAGCAGCGGCUGGAGGACGCCCGUACCCUCAUCCGACAGGAGAUCCAGCGGGAGCUGAAGAUCAAGGAGGCGGCGGAGAGGCUGCGGCGCGCCGUGACCAACCGCAAGAGCGUGUCGGAGGUGGAGGGCCAGCUGAAGGCGUCCAAUCGCAAGCUGGAGCGGCUGCACUUGGAUUUGCAGGAGCUCCACUCCAGGGCCAUGGCCACGGAGAAGGACCACGCCACAGGGGCCGAGGCCCCCCAGGCCCCCGAGGUCCGCCGCUGGGAGGAUGUCACGUCCCCCCGCGCCGUCCGCGUCAACACGCUGAAGAAGCAGCUCACCAUGGAGGUCAAGGUGAAGCAGGGAGCGGAGAACUUCAUCCAGACCUACACCAGCACCUCGGUCAAGGACCGUAAGCUGCUGUGUACAGCCCAGCAGAUGCUGCAAGACAGCCGCACCAAGAUAGAGCUGCUCCGCAUGCAGAUCAUCAAGGUCGGCCAGCCCAAAGGAGAGCGCGACGCUGUGGACGGUGGUCCCCUUGAGAACAGCUCUCUGGAGGUGCGGGUGGCCGAGCUCAGGCAUCACCUGAAGAUCGAAGCCGCCGUGUCGGACGGCGCCAAGAACGUGGUGAGGCAGCUGAGCAGGCGCAAGGUGCAAGACCGCCGGCUCCUGGCCGAGGCCCAGGCCACCCUGAGCGAGUCCUGCCAGAAGGUGGACCUGCUGCACCUGUCCCUGGAGAAGCGCCUGGCGGAGCUGCCCUCGGACCACCCCAGACACGGCUCCAUCAAGCAGGACCUGACGCACGUCAACGUCAACGCCGUGCGCAGCAGCUCCCUGGACAGCCCCACUCGGCUCCACUCCCCCGGCCCCACCUCCUACGCCUCCUUCUUCAAGCCAGCCAGCCUCACAGGUCGUCUGGAGGUGUGUCUGAUGGGCUGCCAGGAGCUGCUGGAGAUCGUCCCGGGACGGGUCCAACAGGCCGGCAUGGCGGGCCCGCCGGGGAGCCCCUCUGAGGGCCGCUCGGUCAAGCUGAGGGCCGGCUUCUCUGGACGCGGCGCCAGCGGGAAGACCGCCAAAGCUGAUGAGCUUUCUUCGGAGAUCAGCGCUGUUCUGAAGGUGGACAACCGGAUAGUGGGCCACACGCCCUGGAAACCCCUGGGCAAGGAGGCCUGGGGACAGAGCUUCAGCAUAGACCUGGAGCGGUCCCGGGAGCUGGAGAUCGCGGUGUACUGGCGCGACUGGCGCUCCAUGUGUGGCGUGAAGUUCCUGCGCCUGGAGGACUUCCUGGACAACCAGCGGCACGGCAUGUGCCUGAGCCUGGAGCCCCAAGGCAUGCUCUUCAUCGAGGUGACAUUCAUUAAUCCGGUCAUCGAGCGACGUUCCAAGCUCCAGAGGCAGAGGAGAAUAUUCCCUAAAGAAAAAGGGAAGAACUUCCUGCGGGCGUCUCAGAUGAACAUGAACUUCACCACCUGGGGACGCCUGAUGAUCAUGAGCAUCCUGCCCCCCUGCAGUUCCCUGGAAGCCCUCAGCCCUCCCUUCAUCGGCGGGGGCACCCCAGCCAAGGCGGGCCGCCCGGGAGAGCCCGCCGUCACCAAGCUCAACUUCAACGAGGAGAGUCCCCCUUCCUCCAGGGCACCGAGCAAGGCCGCCAGGAACACACCGACGUCGACCUUAGACGAUGCCGAGAACGAGUUCCAUGAUUCCAAGGAGAACCAACGGUUCACUCCACAAUCUUUAAAGCGUAAAAAGGGGAUUCAGAUGGAAGACUUCUGCUGUAUAUCAGUUCUAGGAAGAGGCCACUUUGGAAAGGUUCUGCUCGCGGAACAUAAGCGCUCCGGGAAAAUGUACGCCAUCAAGGCUCUGAAGAAGGGUGACAUCAUGACACGCAAUGAGGUUGACAGCCUGCAGUGUGAGAAGAGGAUCUUCGAGGCGAUCAACGUCGCCCAGCACCCCUUCCUGGUCAACCUGCACGGCUGCUUCCAGACGGCCGAGCACGUGUGCUUCAUCAUGGCCUACUCCGCGGGAGGAGACCUCAUGACGCACAUCCACAACGGCGUCUUCAGCGACAAACAGACCCGGUUCUACUCUUCCUGUGUACUACUGGGGCUAGAGUUCCUCCACGCCAACAGCAUCGUGUACAGGGAUCUGAAACUGGAUAACCUGCUGAUGGAUGCGGACGGCUUUGUCAGGAUAGCAGACUUUGGUCUCUGCAAGGAAGGCAUGGCCCACGGGGACCGGACCACCACCUUCUGCGGCACCCCUGAGUUCCUGGCCCCCGAGGUGCUGACGGAGAACAACUACACCCGCAGUGUGGACUGGUGGGGGCUGGGAGUGCUGAUCUACGAGAUGCUGGUGGGAGAGUCCCCCUUCCCUGGUGACGACGAGGAGGAAGUGUUUGACAGUAUCGUCAACGAUGAGGUGCGCUACCCCCGCUUCCUGACGCCUGGAUCGGAGGAGGUCAUUCAGAAGCUGCUGCAGAAGGAUCCGGAGAAGAGGCUUGGCGGAGGGGAGGGCGACGCCCAGGAAGUGAAAAGACACAAUUUCUUUCGGGGGAUGGACUGGAACGCUCUCCUGGCCAAGAAGUUGAAGCCCCCGUUCGUCCCGGUCAUCAAGACCCCGGAGGACGUGAGCAACUUCGACGAGGAGUUCACCCACCUGAAGCCGGUGCUCACGCCGCCACACACGCCCUACGUCCUGAGCCGCGAGGAGCAGGACGUCUUCUCCGACUUCGACUUCUCCUCCUUGAGCUGACUCCCCCCGACCCUCUGACCUCCCACCAGCUCCUCCUCUUUCGCCUCGUAGCCUUUACGUCUGAGGACUUUGUCUCUGUGGUUGUUGUGUCCCCAUCUUUAUUUUUUUUAACAUCUUUUAUAACAUAGGGAAGAACUCAAAGGCUGCUUUAGUUUGGGUGCUGUUGGUCAAACUCCAUCCUCAGGGAUUCGAUCAAUCAAACACUACAAUGGAGUGACAGUGAUGGCCCCAAACACGCGAUGCUAUUGUUGCUGAUUGGUUGAAGGGGCCAGGAGUCAAUGCCGCACCUACUGUAGUUUGUUAGUUUGAAUAUCUUGUUAAUAUAAAAUGUUUGUCUUAAGCUUUACUACGCUUUGUAAAUAACCCUGCUUUCUCAUGAAUUGUACAGUCUACAUUUAUAAAGAAUUUGUUAUAGAUGUCAAAGAUAUGUACUUGGGCGUUGGUCUGCUUAUUGUUGAAUUUGUAACUUUCAACUAGUUUUUAGCAUAAUUUGAAUAGUAUGUAAUGUCUGAAGUGCCCAUAUAAAAAUCAACAUGACAAAUAUUCUAAAAUGGGCCAAUACUGCCUCCCCUAUAACACUAGACAUUUAUAUUGGUUUACAAAGAAGUUAGAUGUCAUCUGAAUGUUGAAUUGUAGGUCAUAUUGUUCUAAUGUAUAAUAUUUGAAUAUUAUGUAGUGGACAACUAUUGGUAUUCAAUUCUGUCGUACUUGUUGGGCAAAUUUGAUCGGCCAGCACCUGAAAUGUAGCUAACUAUUGUGUUUCAAAAUGCCAUGAAAGACUAUUGAUUUAAUCAAUGAAGGGAAAUCGAAAUAAAUUCUGAUCCAUCAAA
Messenger RNA from Gadus morhua (Atlantic cod), 3903 nucleotides. RefSeq names its product protein kinase N3 (gene pkn3). Gene Ontology annotation, biological process: protein phosphorylation; signal transduction. Lineage: Eukaryota; Metazoa; Chordata; Actinopteri; Gadiformes; Gadidae. The coding region runs from base 272 to 3073 and encodes 933 amino acids. The transcript has 22 exons. The record is from RefSeq and is a predicted model, not a curated record. Gene Ontology annotation, molecular function: protein serine/threonine kinase activity; small GTPase binding; ATP binding.